This is a messenger RNA of Lethenteron reissneri (Far Eastern brook lamprey), 4340 nucleotides long. Its product is annotated as ubiquitin carboxyl-terminal hydrolase 40-like. Gene Ontology annotation, molecular function: cysteine-type deubiquitinase activity. Lineage: Eukaryota; Metazoa; Chordata; Hyperoartia; Petromyzontiformes; Petromyzontidae. Gene Ontology annotation, cellular component: cytosol; nucleus. Gene Ontology annotation, biological process: protein deubiquitination. The record is from RefSeq and is a predicted model, not a curated record.
AGCCGCGCUCUGGUUACCAUCUCAUCGUUACCACACGCUCUGCACCAUGUUUGGGGACUUGUUUGUGGAAGACGCCGGCCCUGAUUCUGGAGGCAACUCGUCAUCUGGCCGAAGACCAGAAGCGGCAAGGAGCCUGCCUCCCGCUCCUCGUGAACUCACGUGCUUGUGUGGCAUUCAGAAUCUGGGGGCCACAUGCUACCUCAACUCGCUGCUGCAGACUCUCUUCCACACACCCGAGAUGCGCGAAGCCAUUUUUAGCUUGAAGCCGGAAGAACUUGGUGAUCUUGCAGACAAAGACAAACCUGGAGCUAAGGUGCGAGUGAUCCCACUACAACUCCAGCGCUUGUUUGCCCAACUCCUGCUGCUCGAUCAGCAGGCAGUGAGCACGGCUGCGCUCACGGACAGCUUCGGGUGGACGCACACAGAGGAGGGGCACCAGCAUGACGUGCAGGAGUUGAGUCGCAUCUUGUUUGGAGCUCUCGAGUGCUCGCUGGUGGGCACGACGGGACAUGACCUCAUCUCUCGUCUCUACCACGGCACGGUCGUCAAUCAGAUCACCUGCCGUGAUUGUGGCCGUCGCAACGAGCGCGAGGAGACCUUCCAGGACUUGACGAUGGCUGUGCAUGGCAAUCGUGGUUUGGAGGAGGCCUUGAGCAGCUACUAUUGCGAGAGUGAGGAGAUGGAAGGGGACAACCGCUACUGCUGCGACGAGUGUGCCCGCCUCGUCUGUGCCACCAAGAGUGCCAAGCUCCGGACCCUGCCUACCAUCCUUACCUUUUCCCUGCUCAGGUUCAGCUUCGACUUUGUCAAGUGCGAACGCUACAAGGAGACGGGGCGCUUCACCUUCCCCAGGCUACUCGACAUGCGCCCAUACUGCGAGAUGGGUCGCUUGGGGAGAGAAGACUGCAUGUACGAGCUCUUCUCGGUCAUUGUCCAUAAAGGGGGUUGCCAUGGAGGCCAUUACCAUGCACUCAUCUGCGAUGUUAGCCACCUGGGAGUCUGGACCGGCUUGAUUGACGAAGAGCCGAAGGUAGAAAAUGGUUCUGCACAUGGUCAAGAUGAGUGUUCAGACCCUGUGGAAGCAUGUCGCUCCAUCCUGAACGAGGAGGCCGGAAACUGUGGCUUGUCCCUGGAUGUGCUUUGCCGACGCCUCCAGGAAAAAACUGGAAUUUCUUGGAACAAAGGCCAUCGUGCUCGAUAUGGCCCAGUCACCAAGUUUCUUAAGAGCCAUGCCCAUAUUUUUGACUACAAUGCUGCAAAAAACUGGGUCUCCCUGAGCACCGGCGUCGCAUCGACGUCGUUCCCGGUGUCGGGCGACGCGGAGAGAAGCACGUCAAACGGUUGUGCCGCCGUUAACGAGGAAGGGAAUGAAAGGGCGUGCGCCAAGUCUGCAGAUUCCGCUUUGGAAGCACCGAAUGUGACCAGCAAGGGAGACGCGGAUGCGGAUGGGUCCUUCAACAUGGAAGAGCGGCAGUGGUUUGACUUUGAUGACAGCUGCGUGCAGCCAGUCCGGGAGCAGGAGCUGUCGCUGCAAUUCGAAGGCCGUGAAAGUGCCUACAUGCUGUUCUAUCGGCCGCGACGUGCAAAGAAAAAAUGGUCGUCUGAGAUCCCGCAAUGGCUUGUGGAUGAAGUCACCACUCUCAACACCAAUCUGAUUGCGUUAAGGAAGCAACACGAGCAGCAGCUGCACAACUUGACGUUGCACUUGCACCUGAGUCCCCUUUAUGGCUGGGACGCUGAGGCGGGGGCCCUGCGCCCGGCCUCGCCGCACGGAGACCCCGCCCUGCCGCUGUGCACGGACACUCGCGUUAGCGUGACGCAGCUGCGCAGCGAGAUUGAGCAGCUGCUCGAGUCAUGGGAAGGCCCUCUGGCAAUGAGCCUGGCCAAGCUGCUGCCUGCCGGCUUGCACGUCUACGAGCCACUCCAAGAUGGGGACAGGAGUCUAUCUGAGGCCGGCUUGAAGGAUGGAUGCAACCUGUUCAUCUGGGACGGCAUUCAGGUUGGCGGUGUCCCAAUUGCAACUGGAAAAGAGAACGAGCCGGUGCUCCUCGACCUGGUCGUGAGCGGUGCCUGCCGAGGCACAGGACCACGCGGCCCCUCGGCGUGCGCGGGCGGCAGUGAGCCCCGCCUCGGCCUGGACCUCUCCUCCCCCUCUUGGCAGAGGGGCUUCUCCAAGGCCCUUCUCCUCGGGGAGCUGCGGUUGACGUUGGCGGCCGAAACGGGGAUCCCUGCGCAGGCCCUGGGGCUGGCCUUGAGCCAAGGAGGCCGCAGUGUGUGGCUGGAGCGAGAGCGGGUGGACUCGGUCACCGUCGGCUCGCUGGGGGUCGCGGACGGCGACCGGCUGAUGCUCUUCAGAGAGUGCACGCAGGACGCUUGUCAGAGUGGCCUGGAGCUGGAGAAUCAAAGCGACAAGGGCCAGCAGAGCUCGGAGACCCCCAGCCUGCGACUGAACAUUAAGAGUGGACUUCUGGACGAGUGCCGAGCGCAGAAGUCGACCGUCGAGCUCACCUUGCCGAUGGACCGUGUCGUUUCCACCAUCAAAUCUUUAGCUUUGGAGAAGAUGCACCUUGAAGCAGAGGCUGCAGAUGGAUACUGUUUGCGAAUGGUGGACUCUACGGGUCGUCUCCUCUCCCCCAUGAGGGAAGAUGCAAUGCUGCGUGAUGCUGGCUUGCAGCAGGAUGCGUUGCUCACGCUGUGCUCUGGGAGGGCACCAACUUCUGGGGAGCUGUUUUUGAGCUUCACUGUCAGUGGCAGCCCGGACUCACUGGAGCUGGACUUGGUUGUGCCGCAAACCUCCACCAUACGCGAGUGUUCAAAGCUCGUGCUCAACAAAGCCAACAUAAGCGCUGGUGACUGGCAUCUCCGUCGUGUCAACUGGUGCGGAGACGUGGGAGAGCCACUGUACAAUCAGGAUGCAACUCUACAGGAGCAGGGUGUUCGGGGUGGAGAUGUCCUGCAAUUAACAGAAGGACCCCCACCUACCAAGGGCCUGCUGACCUUGUCCUUGUGGUUGCUCAAGCCUGCGACUGGAUUCUUAGCUGUGGAAAGAGGUGCCAGAGAGGGCCCUGAUGCUGGCAAGGAUGGCACCAAAAGGCUGAGCCACAUUGGAGACGUGCACAUCUCUGGCACGGCAUUCCUAGAUGACCUCAGGGCCAAGGUCCUCUCCUUGGGAGCAGUGCAGCCAGAAGCAGCGGCGGCAGCGCUGGCGCUGUCCCCACAGUGCGUGCGCGUGCGACUCCUGGAGGAGGGCUUGAAGCCCGGAAAGAUCCUCCGCAACGGUCAACAGCAACUCAGAAAUCUGGGUCUGCGGGGAACAUCCAAGCUGUGUGUUCAAAUUCUCCCUCAAGAGGAAGUAUUAGGGCCAUUUGACCUGCUGCUGCAGCUGCAGUUGCGCAUUCCGGGGGAGCGGCGGUACCGUCUCCCUCGGGAGAUGAUCCUGGACACAACGCAGGGCUGCACAGUCAACUCCCUCCGCAACGCCGUCGCACAGACCUUGCAAAUACCCGCUCAGCAACUGGAACUCGCCAAGCGUUUCCCAGACACCUCCAAGUGGGUCUGUAUCUGGGAGACCAGCAAGGGGGGGAAGGGCAAACGACGGCAGAACAGAGAGAACCUGCGGCAAUCUCCCUUCUUCUUGCACGACGGAGACACCAUUGGGGUCAAGGACUUGAGUGUGGACAGUUCCUCAGAUUUCUCGACUGCCGAGGAUGACGAACAAAAUCUGCGUCUACAAACGGAGAAAAAACAGAAAGACGGCAAGUCACAGAAACCGGCUGGUGAUGGCGCUGCAACCGCUCGUCCCCGCCGAGCUGAAGUCGCCCUGUCCAUCAGUGUGGCUGACUACAGGUGACAGCCGCCCAGUCACGCCCAGUGCUCCAAGUUGAGCCAAAGUGUGCAUGGAUCCUUGGAACUGGAAGAAAUCAUGGAAGGAGAGACACGAUGAGUUUGAUGGAUGAAGAAAAUACCAGCAAUAAUGUUACUGUUAAAAGUUCACCAAGAUGCCAUUUGUACUUUUAACUUUACCCUCGCAGGUAAACACUCCUGCCUACGUUUUAUUUUCAUUUAACACGUACAAAUAAAAGUCGGCUAAAAACGAAAUACCGUUUAAAAAAACUAUGUUUUAAUGGUCCUCGUAGACUGUAAUUGCAAUUAAAAUGUACUUUUUUGCCGAUUAGGUUUAACAAUCUAUUUUCUUCUUGACGGUUUUACUUGUAACUCCGUAAAAUACUGUAAAUGUAAAUACACUUGCAGAGAAAUACGUGUACAGUCUCAAUUAAAUCUACGUUCAGACAAAAAAAAACGCGUGGGAGAGUCUCUUUUAUACUCUUUUAGACCAGGCG